Molecule: messenger RNA, 591 nt
Organism: Acanthoscelides obtectus
Lineage: Eukaryota; Metazoa; Arthropoda; Insecta; Coleoptera; Chrysomelidae
Source: the annotation of a GenBank genome assembly
AUGUACACAGACCUCUGCUCGAUAACAAGGUAUUGGUCAGGAACUUGGUGUCAGCAAGCAACGGUAUCUCGGACUGUGGAUAGAGUUGUGAACAGCAUAGUUGCACAGUCGAACGAAUGGAUCAAGUUUCCGACUACCAACCAUGAACUGAUGGAGGCCAAGCGGAUAUCGCGAAGCAUGUAUAAAUUUCCGACAGCAAUUGGUGUAAUUGAUUGUACACAUAUAGGAAUCCUGAAACCAAAUCGACAUGGAUAUGAGUAUAUCAACCGAAAAGAGAAACGUAGUUUAAAUGUGCAAUGCACUUGUGAUGUCAGAGAGAUGUUCACAAGUGUUGAUGUCAGUUGGCCUGGAUCAGUGCAUGAUUCCAGAAUAUGGAGAAAUUCACAGACUAGAUCACAACUAAUAAAUAAAGCAAAUGUUGCACUACUCGGCGAUGACGGUUAUGGUAUUGGGCCAUGCCUUAUGACUCCCUUCAGAAAUCCUACUCCAGGUGCAGAAAUAAAUUAUACAACAGCUUAUUGGAGCAAAACCACAGCUCAGCCUCAUCCUGCGCAGCCAGAGACUGUGCCAUUGAGCGCUCAAAACUGUUAG